Messenger RNA from Notolabrus celidotus (New Zealand spotty), 2961 nucleotides. RefSeq names its product zinc finger protein 384 b (gene znf384b). NCBI's taxonomy places the organism in Eukaryota, Metazoa, Chordata, Actinopteri, Labriformes, Labridae. Gene Ontology annotation, molecular function: RNA polymerase II cis-regulatory region sequence-specific DNA binding; DNA-binding transcription factor activity, RNA polymerase II-specific. Bases 411 to 2057 code for a protein of 548 amino acids. The transcript has 12 exons. Gene Ontology annotation, biological process: regulation of transcription by RNA polymerase II. Gene Ontology annotation, cellular component: nucleus. The record is from RefSeq and is a predicted model, not a curated record.
AGGCGUGGCUUCAACCCGUGAACAAUCGUAAUGUAACACUUUACGUAAACAGUAAACAGUCUGAGAGUAUUGUUACAUUAAUGCAUUUAAAAAUAAUAGUCCAUCAGUCACAGGAAGUGACAUCAAAAUAUACGCUUCUUUGUCUGACGACCUUAUCCGGAGGAAGUGAAGCUUUGGACGGAGCAGCUGCCUGACUGGAGAAAAAAAAAAAAAAAAAAACUAAAAAAAAAAAAAAAAAGCUUAUAGAGAGAAACUUCGCUGGUUUGCAGGAAUUGGGACUGAUAGGUAAACUGAUCCAAACUGCACCGGUCCGGGUCGGGUCCUGAGGCGGAGAGGGAGCCGUUGUUACCGGGGGUUUUAAGACCUGGAUGGCUGCAUAACCAACUCAGCUUCACUCAUCUGUGGCAGACAUGAUGGAAGACUCUCAUUUCAAUUCAUCAUACUUCUGGUCUCCAAUCCCCACUGUGUCAGGACAGAUUGAGAAUGCUGUGUUCUUAAACAAGGUGAAAGAGCAACAGGAAAAGAAUGCUUCCUUCUCUUCAUCUUCUGCAUCACACUACCAAACAGCUCUCCUCACCAUCCCCACUCCUGGGACCAAGACAGAUGGAGGAGGGCAGGUUGGGAGUGUGGCGCACCUUCACCCUCCUCACACCACACAGAACAUGCUGCAUGUCCCCUCCACGGGCAUCAUGACAGCAGCUGGUCUGGUCAUCACAACUCCUCAGGGGACAUUAAUGUCACCCACCUCGUCGCAGUCAUUUGUCUCUGGUCACCCAGCAACAACCAUGAUAGUUUCAGCACUCAAUUCUACAGAAAGAAAAGGAGACGGGACGCCCCAUGUGGUUGUGAUGCCGGCGCCCUCCAAGCGAGGAAGAAAGAAGAAGACGACACUAACCACGGUGGGUGCGAUGGGAGGAACAGGAAAUGAAACGCUAAUACUGGCUCAUCUGACAGCCAGCGGACAGGUGACUCCUUUGCAGCAUCACACUGGUGAUCCAUACGACCUGUCAAAUGAGGAGGAAGACCAAGGCCCAAAAGAUAGCACUAAGACAUACAGGUGCCGGAUGUGUGCGGCGACCUUCCUCAGUAAGUCUGACAUGCAGAUCCACUCCAAGUCGCACACAGAGGCCAAACCUCACAAGUGUCCUCACUGCGCCAAGUCAUUCGCCAACUCCAGCUACCUGGCCCAGCACAUCCGCAUCCACAGUGGGGCCAAGCCUUACACCUGCUCCUACUGCCAGAAAUCUUUCAGGCAGCUCAGUCACUUACAGCAGCACACACGGAACCACACAGAGUCCAAGCCUCACAAGUGUCCUCAUUGUACCAAGUCAUUUGCGAACUCCAGCUAUCUGGCCCAGCACAUCCGCAUCCACACUGGAGUGAAACCGUACACCUGCUCGUACUGCCAGAAGAGUUUCAGACAGCUCAGUCACCUUCAGCAGCACAACAGGAUUCACACAGGAGAUCGACCGUACAAGUGCAGCCAUCCAGGCUGUGAGAAAGCCUUCACACAGCUUUCCAAUUUACAGUCUCAUCGGCGUCAACACAACAAGGAUAAGCCCUUCAAGUGCACCAACUGCAACAAAGGAUAUGUGGAUUCGGCAAGCCUGGAGGUGCACAUGUCUUCACACACAGUCAAACACGCAAGGAUCUACUCCUGUGGACUCUGCAACCGCACUUAUACCUCAGAGACGUAUCUGGUGAAACACAUGGAGAAACACAACCCAGACCAGUUGACUGCACACCCGACACAACAGAACCAAGGCCAGGCCCAGAUUCAGACUGGUGCGCAGGGCCAGGUAGAGAGCGCAGAAGGAGGAUUAAGCCAACCAGGGGGAGCUAGGAGUGAAGGAUCUGGUGGAGGCGGAGGACAGAGUCAGAGCAACUACCCCCAGACAGAAACCAUCUCCAGUCCAUAUGACCUGCACCAGUAUAAAACAGUCUCUGCCAGUGACAUCCAGUACAAACCAGUCAGUAUAGCGGACAUUACUUCCCACAAGGACCUCUGUCUCACUGUGUCAGCAUCCACCAUUCAAGUGGAGCAUCUCAACCCUUAAAAAUGAUUGGUUUGGAGAAGUUGAAUUUGAAUCCUAAAUAUGAGUUAAAGGAUAUAAGCAAUAACAAAAUGAAAAAAGAACUUUAAAAGACAAAUGACUGUGCCUGAACAAUGGUUUGAGUCUGACAGGAAAAACAAUAUGGUGACAGUUUACUGAAGAUUAUACUUUUGUUUUACUUUUUCUAUGUUUUUCUGCCUUGUCCUCUGUUUCAUAGCUGUUCCUGUCUGAGUCGAAAAUGUGUAAAAAGACUGCAAUAAAAUAUCUUUCAGUCCAUCACAGUGAUGGUUUUAUGAUAGGGAAGAGACUCAAAGAGAAAAUGGUUCUCUUUAUUGUUUUAUCCCUCACUGCUCUUCCAAAUACUCUGGCCAUGUCGGUUUAUGGCCUUUCUGUUGAAGAAAAUUGGCAGUUGACUGUGAAGGUAAAUUUUUAUACUUUUGUACAGAGAGGUUUUUUUUUUCUUUUUACACAAGUGUUAAAAACUCUGCAAUGUUGUAAAAUAUAUGCCUGCAAUUAAUACUUUUUAAACCUAAAAAGGGACAUCAAUGUUAUUUCCUUUUUUAGAAAAGAAAAAAAUAUCACAGUAGUAUAUCCAGUAAUAUACUACAAGUAUAUCAUGUCUGAUUAUUCAUUUAAAGGAUGAGGUAAUCCAUGUAACCUAUUCAGACCUAUUCUCUGACAUUCACAUGACCCUUGAGGGGAAUGAUAAAUUGCUUCAUGUUUCGUGUUAUCCUGUUGUACUGCUUUGUGUGUAUGUCUAAAAAAAUGAUAUCCAAAUGUGUUUUUGCUAUUAUACUUCCACAGUGACAUUCGUAUAAUACUUCUCAACGCACAUACCACAUGCCUGUUUUGCUUUGUUUGCCUCCUUUUUUUUCAGCUGAAAAUACAAUAAACCCUCAGAAAUGUC